Messenger RNA from Hypomesus transpacificus, 2782 nucleotides. It is a transcript of the gene sgpl1, whose product is annotated as sphingosine-1-phosphate lyase 1. Gene Ontology annotation, cellular component: endoplasmic reticulum. The record is from RefSeq and is a predicted model, not a curated record. NCBI's taxonomy places the organism in Eukaryota, Metazoa, Chordata, Actinopteri, Osmeriformes, Osmeridae. Bases 345 to 2036 code for a protein of 563 amino acids. The transcript is spliced from 14 exons. Gene Ontology annotation, biological process: carboxylic acid metabolic process; sphingolipid catabolic process. Gene Ontology annotation, molecular function: pyridoxal phosphate binding; sphinganine-1-phosphate aldolase activity.
UUGGUAAGUACCACGUUUGCUGCUGUCUAAAUAUGCAACCAUGCUGCCAUUGUGCUUGAUCUUUACAGUGUUUGAACGGCAGUUCCAGUAAGAUUUUGUCCAUCCAGCGGUUGCAUCUCAGUUAAAAAUCUACAUUGGUGUAGUUAGUGCAUAAUAUUACGCAACGAUUUCACAACAGGCACCACUCUCAGUUGUAAGACACUUCCUGAAUUUAGGUGCCGAUUGUCUUGAUAUGUUGAUUGUAUCCUUGGAAGGUUAGCAUGCAAUAGGCCUACAUAUAAUUUUAAGGGUCUCCAGUUAAGAAGAUAAUUUGAAGAUAGCAGUUUGACGGCUUGACACCUACCAUGGACUAUUGGAGUGCCUUGGAGGUGUAUAAGGAGAUGCUACUUCUGUACCUGGAGGAGGGCAAGCAGCUGGUCAACACUCGCUGUGAGGAGCUGGAGCCAUGGCAGAUCAUUGGAGCUACACUUAUUUCCACACUGGGGGCAGUCUGGCUCAAAGGCUUUCUCUUUCAGCAAGAAAGCCUCACAUCCCGAAUCAAGAAGCAGUGCUUUCAAAUCAUCAGAAAAAUACCAUAUGUUGGCACAUCAAUUCAGACCCAGCUUAACAAGGCCCUGGAUGAUAUGUCUGUGAGCCUUUGUACCCUGAAGGAGGGCAUGAGCUACACCAAACAACUGCCUGCCAAAGGCCUGAAGCAUGAAGAGGUCCUAGAUAAGAUCAAAGAGUACCAGUCACUGAAUGAGGUGGACUGGGAGAAGGGAAAGGUAUCAGGUGCAGUCUACUGGGGAGAUGAGAACCUCACCAAACUUCUAGUGAAGGUAUAUGGUGAUUUUGCAUGGAGUAACCCACUUCAUCCAGACAUCUUCCCCGGUGUCAGGAAGAUGGAAGCAGAAGUUGUGAGAAUGACAUGUUCUCUCUUCCACGGUGGGCCCAAUUCCUGCGGCGCAGUGACCUCAGGAGGAACUGAGAGUAUACUGAUGGCCUGCAAGGCCUACAGAGACAUGGCAUAUGAACGGGGGGUGAAACACCCUGAGAUCAUUGCUCCAGUGAGUGUGCAUGCAGCCUUUGACAAAGCAGCAAACUACUUCGGAAUGAAGUUGGUUCACAUACCCCUGGAUAAGAAGACGAUGAAAGUGGAUGUUAAGGCCAUGAAGAGAGCAAUCGGUAGGAACACUGCCAUGCUUGUGUGCUCGGCCCCACAGUUCCCCCAUGGAGUCAUGGAUCCUAUUGAGGAAGUAGGAAAGCUGGCUCAGCAAUACAACCUCCCCCUGCAUGUGGACGCAUGCUUAGGAGGAUUCCUCAUCGUGUUCAUGGCAAAGGCUGGCUUCAAGCUGGCUCCAUUUGACUUCAGGGUUAAGGGAGUGACCAGCAUUUCAGCAGACACACACAAGUAUGGCUAUGCCCCUAAAGGAUCCUCAGUGAUCCUCUACAGUGACAAGAAAUUUCGACACUACCAGUACUUCGUAGCCCCGGACUGGCAGGGGGGUAUUUAUGCCUCCCCAUCGGUGGCAGGGUCCCGGCCUGGUGGCAUCAUUGCUGCAUGCUGGGCCACCAUGAUGCACAUAGGAGAGAGUGGCUACGUAGACACUACCAGGAAGAUCAUUGAGACAACACGCUCUAUCAAGAUGCGAGUCAGUAAGAUACAGGGACUGUUUGUGUUCGGCGAUCCGGAAGUGUCUGUGGUGGCGUUGGGUUCUGACGUCUUUGAUAUCUUCCGUCUAUCUAACGCACUGACAUCUAAGGGUUGGAAUCUGAACACACUACAGUUCCCAUCAAGCAUCCACAUUUGUGUGACAGUACUGCACACACAGCUAGGUGUGGCUGACCAAUUCAUCAAUGACGUUGCUGAACAGGUGGAUAUUAUAAUGCAGAACCCUAAUGAGAAGACCACUGGAAUGGGAGCUAUCUACGGCAUGGCCCAGUCCAUCCCUGACAGGUCCAUGGUGACUGAAAUUUCCAGAGGCUUCCUAGACUGCCUCUACAGCACAGAGGUGGCCAAGACUAGCCACAUGAAUGGAAAUGGAAAGGCGCAUUAAGCCUCGAUUGGAUCUGCAAUGGCCUGAACCCCCCAUCAACACUGGGUUAUGAGCCCCCCCUCACUUUGGUUUGCUUGCCAAUGUCAUAUAACGGUUGCCUUAUACGGCCCACCUGUAACACACUUGCCCUUUUUCAAAGAAGAAGGCACAAGCCAUGUUUUAAAAAUAGGGGAGUGAAAUUGUUGAAAUACCUUUUAAGGCACAGAGAAGGUAUGGCUUAAACCACUUAGAUGAUGUCUCUGUGAUUAUUUUUCAUGUAAUAGCAUCAUGUGUGUUUCUUUAACUAUACAGUACUACACUGUUUUCAUUUACAAACUCAAUUUAACUUUUAGUCUUGUCAGUAUUUAGGUAACAGCUUAAAACCUUUUCAAUAAUGAUUAUACAAGUACAUUAAUUACUAUAUUACGUAUUACUUACUCAUAUGAAUGUCGACUGAAUGUCUAUAAUAUUGAUAAUGGGUCAUCUAUUUUCCAUUUUGAAGACCAGGAAAAUGUCAGCAUGCCAAUAGAUUUACUAUAAUACGCUUUAGAUAUCCGACCCCAUAAGGGAAACCUCUACUGCCCCAGUCUUCAAAACCAGAUGUUUAAUUACCUACAGUAUGAAGAUGGUUAAAGUACAGUGGUUAGAAUGAUCUUACUAUAAGAUUACAGUUGAAUUUACAAUCAAAAACAAAUCAAGCGCUUGUAUUGUUCAAUAUGGAAACAUGCAAGGACCACAAUCCUUUUUUCUUUUCUUCUUUUUUUUUU